AUGUCUGCAGAUCUCGAGGCAGCCAGCAGUGAGCAACAUGCUUUUCUUAUGAACGAGACUGUCCAUUCCUUUUCUUGGAAAGGUGUGUCUGUCACAGUCAAGGACCGCGAAACAAAGAAACCGAAGGCUAUUCUGGAAAACUCGAACGGCCAUGCCAACCCAGGGGAAGUCGUGGUCCUGAUGGGCCCUUCUGGCAGUGGGAAAACUACUUUGCUGAACGUCCUCGCCCAUCGUGACUCGGCCUCUGGUGCUGAAAUUGAAGGAGAAAUUCUCGUCAACGGACGGAAAAUCGACCUCGAGACAUUCAGGAACAUAAGUUCCUACGUUGAGCAGGAAGAUAUUCUGGUGGGAGCCUUGACAGUGGAGGAGACCUUGUACUUCUGUGCUCAGCUAUCCCUUCCCAGCUCGGUGCCGAAAAAGGAACGCUUGGAACGUAUCUCCACCCUUCUAAAUGCAUUCGGAAUACAAAACCAGGCCAAAACCUUAAUUGGGACCCCAAUUCGCAAAGGCAUUAGCGGUGGCCAGAAACGCCGUGUAAGCGUUGCUAGCCAACUGAUCACCUGUCCGAAAAUAAUAUUCCUUGAUGAGCCGACUAGCGGCCUGGACUCCACAGCAAGCUUUGAAGUGAUGUCUUUUGUACAGAAACUUGCAAAGAAAAAUAAGAUGAACCCAGCAGAAUUCGUCCUUGACCUAGUGAAUACCGACUUUGCAAGUGAUGGAGAGAUCGCGGAAGCACAGCUAUCGCAAAUUUUUGCGAAUUGGGAAAAAUCAGAUGAGGCCUCGGAGCUGGAUAAGGAGAUUCGAAAAGUUGUGAAUACGGCUGAGAAACAUGAAAUUCCCUCGACCUCCUUGCGAGGCGCAAGCGCCAUCGGUACUAUCUUUUCUCUGCUCCAUAGGUCCUUUAUCAAGAGCUAUCGCGAUGUGAUCGCAUAUGGCGUUCGAAUCAUCAUGUAUCUCGGAUUGGCCAUUUUGGUCGGCACAGUCUGGCUUCGGCUUGGUUCUGGCCAAGAAAACAUCCAACCUUUCAUCAACGCACUUUUCUUCUCAUCUGCUUUCAUGUCAUUCAUGGCUGUCGCUUACGUCCCCUCGUUCCUCGAGGAUCGCGCCGCCUUUAUCAAAGAAAGGGCCAAUGGCUUAUACGGACCACUAUCAUUUGUGAUAUCCAAUUUCAUAAUCGGCAUUCCAUUCCUAUUCUUCAUAACAAUCCUCUUCGCUGUCGUCUCCUUCUGGCUCGUAAACUACCAUAACACCGCGACGGGUUUUUUCACCUUCGUUAUGUGGCUCUUCCUCGACUUACUCGCCGCCGAAUCCCUCGUUGUGCUCAUUUCCGCUCUGUUCCCCAACUUCGUCAUCGCCCUCGCCCUCACCGCCUUCGCCAACGGCCUUUGGAUGUGUGUCGGCGGCUUCAUGGUCUCCCCCACCGUCCUCAACGUCUUCUGGCGCUACGUCUUCCACUAUAUCGACUACCAGGCCUACGUCUUUCAAGGCAUGAUGGUUAAUGAGUUUGCCGAGAGGACUUUUAAUUGUGGGCCCGGUUGUCAAUGUAUGUAUGGCAGCGAGCUGGAGUCGCAGUGCAAGAUUGCUGGGACAGGGGUGCUAAGUUCUUAUGGGUACGCGACGGGGAGGACUGGGAAGUGGGUUGUUACAGCAUAA
This is a messenger RNA of Histoplasma mississippiense, 1653 nucleotides long. RefSeq lists its product as hypothetical. Gene Ontology annotation, cellular component: membrane. The record is from RefSeq and is a predicted model, not a curated record. Lineage: Eukaryota; Fungi; Ascomycota; Eurotiomycetes; Onygenales; Ajellomycetaceae. The transcript has 8 exons. The coding region runs from base 1 to 1653 and encodes 550 amino acids. Gene Ontology annotation, molecular function: ATP binding; ABC-type transporter activity; ATP hydrolysis activity.